Sporothrix schenckii 1099-18 is the source of this 393-nucleotide messenger RNA. RefSeq lists its product as uncharacterized. NCBI's taxonomy places the organism in Eukaryota, Fungi, Ascomycota, Sordariomycetes, Ophiostomatales, Ophiostomataceae. The record is from RefSeq and is a predicted model, not a curated record. The transcript has 2 exons. The coding region runs from base 1 to 393 and encodes 130 amino acids.
AUGGGCGGGCUGGGAAACGGGUUGCGACAGGCUCCCGCCACAUCGCUCUCGCCCGAACGAAUCCAAAUCCACGGCAUCCACACAUUACGUAUUUUCUUUCUGUUCGGAGCUUUGCUUGCAUCUGGUCGGAUCGGCUACAUUUGGCAAGACAGGCUUGAAUUGGAGGAAGAAAAGGAAGACGGAGGGAAAAAGAGCAAGCAAAAAGGGAACAAAGCACGACAUGUGUCGAACAGAAAUCACCUGCAGGACGCCCGAUCGGCGAGAUUCUGCAUGUCCAUGUUCCGUACUGCAGCAUCCGCAGCGGCGGAGGAGACCCUGGACGAAAAGCGAAAAACGGCUAAAGGAAGCGCAACAACCCUGGUCGUUUUCUCAUUUUCUGCACUUCUGAUUUGA